GUCGACUUGCCUGACCGGAUGGUGGAAGUUUUGUUUUGUGAGUUUUCUAUCCGUUUCGUUUGGUUGACUUUGAGUAUUUUUCGUGUUUAUAAGAACACGUUGUUGUAAUCCCACUAAAUUGGGAGUUACACAAUUGUAAACAGCAUAUUUUCCUUUGACAGAGUGAAGACAGGGCGGCUUGAAAGGUGGAAUUCAACACUUCGGAGUAACCCGAGCACCUUGCUAACUAGUAACGUCAACGUAGUAGACUAACGUUAGUUUGCUCUUCGGGAGGGGAGCCGAUCCAACGAAACCAUGGGGAACCGGGGGAUGGAAGAUUUGAUCCCCCUUAUCAACAAACUUCAGGACGCUUUCAGUUCCAUCGGCCAGAGUUGUAACUUGGACCUACCGCAAAUUGCUGUGGUCGGUGGGCAGAGUGCUGGAAAAAGCUCGGUCUUGGAAAAUUUCGUUGGCAGGGAUUUUCUUCCUCGAGGAUCAGGCAUUGUUACCCGUAGACCUCUGAUCCUGCAGCUGUGCUUUAACAAAGCCGAGUAUGCAGAGUUCCUACACUGUAAAGGGAGGAAGUUUGUGGACUUUGAGGAGGUCCGGGCGGAGAUCGAGGCGGAGACAGACAGGAUCACAGGCUCCAACAAGGGCAUCUCCCCCAUCCCCAUCAACCUCCGGGUCUACUCCCCUAACGUGCUAAACCUGACUCUGAUCGACCUGCCGGGGAUGACUAAGGUGGCAGUGGGGGACCAGCCGCUGGACAUAGAGCACCAGAUCAGGGACAUGCUGCUGCAGUUCAUCACCAAGGAGAGCUGCCUCAUCCUGGCCGUCACCCCCGCCAACCAGGACCUGGCCAACUCAGACGCCCUCAAGAUCGCCAAGGAGGUGGACCCACAGGGUCUGCGCACUAUUGGCGUGAUCACAAAGCUGGACCUGAUGGACGAAGGGACGGAUGCUAAAGACAUCCUGGAGAACAAACUGCUACCUCUGCGUAGAGGUUAUAUCGGCGUGGUGAACCGCAGUCAGAAGGACAUAGACGGCAGGAAGGACAUCCGCGCUGCGCUGGCUGCUGAGAGGAAGUUCUUCCUGUCUCACCCGGGCUACAGACACAUGGCCGAGCGCAUGGGCACCCCACACCUGCAGAAACAACUAAACCAGCAACUGACCAACCACAUCAGGGACACUCUGCCUGGGCUGCGCAGUAAGCUGCAGAGCCAGGUGCUCUCCCUGGAGAAAGAGGUGGAGGAGUACAAGAACUUCCGUCCCGACGACCCCACACGCAAGACCAAGGCCCUGCUGCAGAUGGUGCAGCAGUUUGGGGUGGACUUUGAGAAGCGUAUCGAGGGCUCUGGGGACCAGGUGGACACAGCGGAGCUGUCGGGCGGUGCCAAAAUUAACCGGAUCUUCCACGAGCGCUUCCCCUUCGAGCUGGUCAAGAUUGUGUUUGAUGAGAAGGAGUUGAGGAGGGAGAUCAGUCAUGCCAUCAAGAAUGUCCAUGGUGUCAGAACGGGCUUGUUCACCCCUGACCUGGCCUUCGAGGCCAUAGUCAAAAAGCAGAUCCUCAAACUGAAAGAGCCCAGCCUGAAAUGUGUGGAUCUGGUAGUGUCCGAGCUGACCGCACUCGUCAUGAAGUGUUCCGUCAAGCUGGGUUCCUACCCCCGGCUGAGAGAGGAGACCGAGAGGAUCGUCACCACCUACGUCAGAGAGAGAGAGGGCAAGACCAAGGACCAGGUGAUGCUGCUGAUUGACAUUGAGCUGUCCUACAUCAACACCAACCACGAGGACUUUAUAGGCUUCGCCAAUGCCCAGCAGAGAAAUACACAUCAGAACAAGAAGAGGGCCAUUCCAAACCAGGGUGAGAUUCUGGGACUGAGAGAGGGCGAGCAGGAGAAGGUGAUCCGCAAAGGCUGGCUCACCAUCAACAUCAGCAUCAUGAAGGGAGGCUCCAAGGAGUACUGGUUCAUCCUGACCGCAGAGUCACUAUCCUGGUACAAGGAUGAGGAGGAGAAAGAGAAGAAGUACAUGCUUCCCCUAGAUAACCUCAAGCUGAGGGAUGUGGAGAAAGGCUUCAUGUCCACCAAACACGUAUUUGGCGUCUUCAACACUGAAUCCAGGAAUGUGUAUAAGGACCUGCGUCAGAUUGAGCUGGCCUGUGACACCCAGGAGGACGUGGACAGUUGGAAAGCCUCCUUCCUGAGGGCUGGGGUCUACCCUGAGAAGGACCAGGUGGACACUGAGGAUACGGCCCCUUCAGAAACCUUCUCCAUGGACCCCCAGCUGGAGAGGCAGGUGGAGACCAUCCGUAACCUGGUGGACUCCUACAUUGGCAUCGUCAACAAGUCCAUCAGGGACCUCAUGCCCAAGACCAUCAUGCACCUCAUGAUCAACAGCGCUAAGGACUUCAUCCACUCAGAGCUGCUGGCCUACCUGUACUCGUCAGGUGACCAAAACAGCCUGAUGGAGGAGUCAGCUGACCAGGCGCAGCGCCGCGACGAGAUGCUCCGCAUGUACCACGCCCUCAAGGAGGCACUGCACAUCAUCGGUGACAUCACCACCACCACCGUGACGGUCCCCGUGCCGCCGCCCGUCAACGACAGCUGGAUGCAGGAGGCCAGUCCUACCCCCCAGCGCCGCCCCCCGGCCGCAGCAGCCCCUCCCCCAAGCCGUCCUCCUGCAGUGAGUGGCCCAAGGCCGGGACCACCCCUCAACCCCUCCCCAGCGUUUGGGGGGCCCCCCAUCCCCUCUCGCCCAGGCCCGCCGCCCAUUAACGCCUUUGGCAGCAACAACCAUCAGGACCCUUUCAGUGCCCCCCCACUGAUCCCCUCUCGGCCCGCUCGCAUCCCCCCUGGCGUGCCCAGCCGAAGACCCCCUGGCGCUCCUCACCGGCCCACCAUAAUCCGCCCUGCCGAGCCCUCCCUGCUAGACUAGACUACCCAGUAGAACCAGCCAGGCUCACCUGUGUGUGUGUGUGUGUGAGACUAUGUGUGUACUGAGGCCAGAGGGGAGGGCUAGAGAGCAGGGGAGGAGGGGGCCCCUAUACAGUAUCUAUGCACAUUGAUAUAUGCUAUUUCAACCAGACUUAUCUAAUGUAGUCGACUCAAACUGUUCUCUGAUAUAAGCUGCUAACCCUCCCUUAGUCUCCUACACAUGUGGGCUCUCUCUGGUCUCCACAUUCUAAAGAAGCAAAGGAACCAUAACCACUUGAAUCAGAAGAGAUAUAAUUACACUGUUUUGGAUAUUGUACCAUAUGUAUCAAAAGAUUCAUAAAGACUUAAUCGCUCACCUUUGACCAGCAGGGUGCAGUCACGGCAUCAGAUGUGGAUGGUUACAUGGAAGUGACAUGCCCCUAAGUGACCUAUUUUCUGUGGUAACAGAAUUGUUAAUUUCCUCUCUGAAAAUGUGGACUGCAGCAUAGUCCACAACCUUUCUAAACGUAAAAGGCUAGCUACCCUCCCUCCAUCUUUAGACGUGCCCUCACCUCGUGCUCUACACCCUACACCUCUGUGUAAUAUACACAGACAUCCUGUUCAUUGUUUUGUGGUUUUUCUAACUUGAUUUCAUACUGGAAAAUAGUCAUUGUAAUUACGACUACGGUGGUGUUGAUUACUUUCUUCUUGUUAUUUUAUUUGAGUGACUUGCCUGUUUUAAUGCCCCUUGUAUGUAGCUUUAAAACCAGUCUCAAAUCACAGCAAAAGGAGGCAUAAAAAGACAAUUUAGCAGUGCAGUGCUACAUAUGAGGCUGAGAGCAGCCUUAUAAAAUGUGCCCGUUGUUACUGGAAUGUCCUGCCACUGUUGAGAAAAUGUCAUCUAGAUUGACCACUUGAAGCACUCCUUAAGUAUAGAAUUAUCCCAGGACCUUAAGUCAACCUCACUGAGGCCUUAACCAACCUUCAUUCAAAGUCCCAUUCAGGACAGGGACAGGUAAAGGGGAGAGUACAGUAGGGUCUCCUGGAGGAGGGGGGGGGGGGGGGGGGGUUAGAGCUAUAGAGACGGCAGUUUACGACCGAAACUUCUUCCUGUCACAAUUCAAUGUUCAUUUGUCUUUAUGGACGAGAGACCCUCCCGGUGUCUUGGAAACACCGUUGUACAUAGCUGAUGGACAGUCUCAGUACAGACACAGAGAUGGUGAUGUCUCCAGUUUUAAAAAGAAUGGAUGGAGAAUGAUGUUUAAUGGUGUUCAUUGAAAACCAAACAUUUUAAUGUGUACUAAUCGUUAUACUAAUUGAAGCACUAACACACAGCCGUUAUAUUGACUUGGCUUGGGAUGUAGGGAAACGUUGAGAUUUGUGAUCUCCAGAUCGCAUUAAUUCAUUAUUUAUAACCCUGGGCAUUUGUCAUGUAUCGUUUUGAUAGAAAUAAUGUCCGCUGUAUACUGCACCUGCAGCCUACUACUCCCCCUCUGGAAGACUGAACGUCUUUCUGCUAGUGAGUUCCACUACAGGGUUCUAGUUGCAAUAACUGUUGCCACGGGGAGGGUUUAAAUAGGAGUGAAGCUGGGAUUCUGUACUGAUGAAUAUCAUUUGAUUCCUCUGAUGGUAAUUUGAUCAUUGAUUUUGGGGGUGGGGUGGGGAGGAGUUUGGAGGGUGAGUGACAAAUGGACUACAUUGAUGUUUUGAUUUGGUGAUAAAUAUUGAGGGUGAGCAGGGGGUGGGAGUUCAACUUUUGUUGCUCUUUCUGGUGUACAUACACAUCCUGCCUGGAGAACCUGUCCAAACUAUAUAGAGCUCAGUCCAAUACCUUGUACCCCUUACAGAAAUCCAUUAUAUGAGUAAAUGUGGUACAGGUAAAGGGUGAAUUUGGUAGGAACUGUCUAAAACCAUAUUUUCUGGGCAGAAUGUGCUUUUCUUCCCAUACAUUUCCCAUCAGGUCUGUCUACAGUGACCGUGCUGCUAGUGGGUGUCUGACUCUGAUCUCAGCUAACUCCAAGUAAAGCCUCUGGGAAAUGGAGUCUAUCCAUGCUCCAAAAGGUUUCAAUCUCUUGACCAAGUAUAGAACCCCUACUAGGAAGAGAUUUGACCUUACAUUUAUGCUGUCACUCUCUGAUGUUGAAGAGUCUUAAGGGAAUCUAAAACGUCCUGUUCUUAUGAAAGUGUCCCUGUUCACUGAUGGUACCGGUCACUGUAGCCUGUCCCCCUACACCCCGUCUCCUGAUCUGUAAAGUGUAAGAUGUUGGUGACUGCCUUUCUCCAUAAUGGAUAUCGUCAUCCCCCACUCACUCAUGCUCUGCAUCUUUCAUAUUGUGGGUGGGGGGAACUGACCUGCAUCAAUCUUUCUAUAGUUUUUGCAAAGCCUUGUCAAGUGCCUCUAGUAAUUUCCUGGAUUUGAAUAAACAAAUGAACCCAUUUGGAACAUGAGCGCUAAAUAAAAGGUGUUGUGUACAAUAAA
Messenger RNA from Salvelinus namaycush (lake trout), 5370 nucleotides. Its product is annotated as dynamin-2. Bases 295 to 2913 code for a protein of 872 amino acids. The transcript has 22 exons. Gene Ontology annotation, cellular component: microtubule; cytoplasm; membrane. The record is from RefSeq and is a predicted model, not a curated record. Lineage: Eukaryota; Metazoa; Chordata; Actinopteri; Salmoniformes; Salmonidae. Gene Ontology annotation, molecular function: GTP binding; microtubule binding; GTPase activity.